AUGUCGAUUGACGUAAAGUUACUUAAGCUACGCCACAAAGCUCUUAAGUUUUUCAGCAUCAAUAUUGGAAAUGGUGAUUCAACCUCUUUCUGGUGGGAACCAUGGACUCCUUUUGGUUCUCUUUACCAUUUUCUUGGUUCAGAUGGCCUUACUCAUCUCGGGAUCCCUCUGUUUUCAACUGUGGCUGAAUUGAGAAUUAAUGAUGGGUGGUCUCUCCCUAAUGCUAGAACAGAGAGACAAGUUCUUCUCCUCUCGUUCAUCUCUACUAUUACCAUGUAUUCUUCAUUUGAUACUCCCGUUUGGGCAAUUGAUGGUAUUCCUUAUAGAUAUUUCUCUUCAAAAGCUGUGUGGAAUGCUGUUAGAAUUUCAAAACCAGAAAACUUUUGGGCUCCUCUUGUGUGGCACAAGGCUACCAUCCCUAGACAUGCCCUAACCUCAUGGUUGUUUUUACUCAAUCGUAGCCCUACUCUUGAUCGUCUGUCUACUUGGGGCUAUGAUGUUGAGUUAAAUUGUCUCCUUUGUGGUUUAGCACAUGAAUCUCGAAACCAUCUUUUUUUUGAAUGCGUCUUCUCUACUGAGGUUUGGAGAUUCAUAACACAACGUCUUCAGAUCUCAUCUCCUCCGCUUUUAUGGGAUCAAGUCCUCAUUUGGUUGUCAACAACUUCAGUAUCUAAGCACAAAAGACUAGCUCUCCUUCAAGGCUGGCAGGGUGCGAUCUAUGAAUUUGGCGAGAGAGAAAUCGACGCUUCCAUGACGGUCUUUCCCUCUCUCCGGUUCAAGUAG
Messenger RNA from Arabidopsis lyrata subsp. lyrata, 783 nucleotides. RefSeq lists its product as uncharacterized. Lineage: Eukaryota; Viridiplantae; Streptophyta; Magnoliopsida; Brassicales; Brassicaceae. The record is from RefSeq and is a predicted model, not a curated record. The coding region runs from base 1 to 783 and encodes 260 amino acids. The transcript has 2 exons.